Closterium sp. Yama58-4 is the source of this 1392-nucleotide messenger RNA. The record is from the annotation of a GenBank genome assembly. NCBI's taxonomy places the organism in Eukaryota, Viridiplantae, Streptophyta, Zygnematophyceae, Desmidiales, Closteriaceae.
AUGCAACCCCCAUCCCUCAUCUGCUUCCUCCCCCUCCGCAACCCCCCCAACCUCUCAGGUGGUGGUGCAGCGUCUGCCAGUGACGGUGGCAGUGGUGGGGGGGCGCUCACUUUCCCUGUUCAUUUGUCUAUUCUUCCUUUCCCCCCAUCCAUCUUCCACACCCUUCCCCGCCGGCGCCCCCCGCUGCAGCUGGUGGUGCAGCGGCUACCAGUGACGGUGGCAGUGGUGGGCGGCCCAGUGACUUUCCUCUCGGCGGGGCACAGGGGGCCGCAGCCAAUAAUGUUCAACCAGGGGCUGUAUGGGACGACCAGGGAGAGGAGUCUCGCCACGUGGGCGUCCUGUGAUGGAGCCACCUUCCUGCAGUCACUGCCUGAUGACGUGGAUCUGGUGGUUGCUGAGCUGGCACUAUCCGACCAGGGCGAGGCCAAGGGGCAAGGCCCAGAAUCCUUUCUACAGAUGUAUGAUACCGUGCUGCAGCAGCUGCUGCUGCGCUGGGGGGGUGGUAGGUCGCCGCAAACCCCACUUCAGCUGCGGCUGCGGCAAGGGGAGAAGGGGAAAGAAGGAGGGCUGGGGGGAGUGAAGGCGGUGGCUGGUGCAGCGGUGAUGAUGGUGAAUUUCUUCUCCUUCUGCCGUGGCAACCGGGCGUGCCGAGAGGCAGAGGUAUGUGUUGCGGGGCAGGGGUAUGUGUUGCGGGGCAGAGGUAUGUGUUGCGGGGCAGAGGUAUGUGUUGCGGGGCAGAGGUAUGUGUUGCGGGGCAGAGGUAUGUGUUGCGGGGCAGAGGGGUAUGUGUUGCGGGGCAGAGGUAUGUGUUGCGGGGCAGAGGUAUGUGUUGCGGGGCAGAGGUAUGUGUUGCGGGGCAGAGGUAUGUGUUGCGGGGCAGAGGACCCCUCUCUCUCCUUCGCUGAUGUGGGUCCCUUCUCCUUCGGCCUCCCGCCCCACCAUCCAGCCUACCCCCACCAGGCGCCAGAAACCGUCUCAGAAGACAACAUAACAGUGUUGGCUCAGUACUAUAGCCUGCCUGUACUCUCCACGCGAGAUGCCUUCUUUACCCUGCUGGGCCACCAGGCGCCAGGCUAUAGGUUGAAAGAAGUAGUCACGACAGGCCACUCCAACCUCCCACUGCACGUGGAGCCAGACUCGCUUUCCUCUGCCAUUCCUCCUUCUGCCAGCGAUCCUCCUCCUGACACCGCCGAUGAUUCUUACGGCACUGGUGGUGCUGCCGGUGCUGGCAGCAGCCCCGUUGACUCCAUUGACCCGAUUGACCCGCAUGCCUUGUCUGGAGCCUUGCCCACGGCCGUGCAAGCCAGGACCAAGUACGCUGACGUCAUCACUGCCCUCUUCCACUCGGCACUCACAGGCAAGUCGGCCGCUUUCUGCUCUUUUCACGCCUAA